CCUUCCUCCGCUCGACAAGCGACUGCAGAGGAGGCAGAUGCCGACUGAGAGCCACUGCCUGUGGAUACUCUCUCCGAAUAGCACAGCAGACGUUAUCGUCCCCCUCACCCUCCCCCAUGACUUCACGGAUGAAGCCAAGAGGACCCAUGAGGUGGGGGUAGUUUGAAUAUUUUGGGUUUUUUUUUUUUGCGUCAAAUCAAGAGCUCCCUUGGACUUGGAAUACCGGGCAUCGGUCGAAAGAAAAAAAAGAAAAAAGCUCCCCACUCCGCUGCCUCUGCUGCUGCAGCUUGUCUCUUUGCUUUGGAAUAUACAUGCGCCAAACCAUGGAGAAUAUAUGACAUGGAUUUAUGUUUUUUAUUUUCUAACAACCAACGCAAGCAAGGUGGCCCUUUUCUCCUCUUUUGUUUUUCUUUCCUUUCCCCUUUUCUGUUGAUCUUUUCUGUGCUUUCCUUUCGACUCAUGCUUACUUUAUGAUUUUACGCCCCUAUAGUCACCCUUGUUUUUUUGGUUUUGCUUUAAUUUCCUUAUUAAUAUAUAUAUUUUUCAAAUUUACUCAUGGGAUUCUCACCAAGAACAUUUGUGUGGAGAAGAUUCCGGAGCUGCAUCCUGAUUAAAUGAAUGAAUGAGUGAUCGUCUAUCUCGCUGCCUGCACCUGAGACGUGCCAUGGAUGAGAAACUUAAUUUGGAUCCACGGAAACGUUCGGGGAUUACUCGUUACAUCAAAUAACUACUUCUGACAACGAUCAGGACGAAUGUCAUAGGAUGAACACUGCUGGCGGGGCGUAUCUGUCUGUGCUGUCCUCUCUCCUGGCUGUGCUCGGGGCCCUGGCUGCUGCGUCUGCCCUCGCUCUGGCUCCUCUGUCCGCCCUGGCCCAUGUUGCCUACGGGGCCUCCGACGUCAUCCCCAGCGCCGGGGUAGCCGGACCCCCGUCGCCCAUCUCGUGCUCCAGCUUGGUGGCCGGGGUGCUCUAUGGCUCUUUCUCCCUAAGGGAGCUUUUCCCCUCCAGGGCUCCGGGGUGCUCCUGGUCCCUGGAGAACCCGGACCCCACCAAGUAUUCCCUCUACCUCCGCUUCAACCGCCACCCAUCCAUCUGCCGGACGCAUUCCCCCAUGCUGCUUUCCCUUGAUCACCAUCUGGCCAAUCAAAGUUGUCCGCUUCACUUAGAGGCGGCCUUGGCCCGAGAUCAGGAAGUCAUUGAUCUCUGUAGGAGCCAGUCCAAUGAGGAUGCUCCUUAUUCCUUCCUGCAGUUUGAUAAGAACUUCGUCCAACUAUGUCUCAGCAGACAUCCGGCCGCCGACGAACCUCAGGUAUCCAAGGAUUUACUGGAAAUGAGGCUGGUGGAGGUGCUACUCAUCAACAACGAGAACUCGAGUCAGUUCACCUGCGGCGUGCUCUGCCGAUGGUUUGAGGAAUGUUUACGAACGGGUUACCACAAGGAAGAGGGUGUUCCGACCCGGGACGGUUGCGGAUUGACGCAAACGGGCUGCAUCUGUCCCAAUCACAACAUCAUGCCGGCUUCUAUCCCACUGAUACCCGAGACGCCUCACAGUUUCAGCAAUGGCUCGGCGGUUCCCGAUGACUGCUGCGUUACUGAGCUGCAUUCCAACGACGCCAUCGCCAUCGCGCCCAGAGAUGUCCGACAAGACCCAGAUGAUGAUGACUUGAAGGUGAAGACGCAAAGACCAAGAUCAGCUGACCAGCCAGGUGUGUUUCAGGCACAAACAGGUGACCCUGCAGCUGAGGAAUGGUCUCAGUGGAGCGUGUGUUCUCUAACAUGCGGACACGGCUGGCAAGUGCGAACACGCUCCUGCGUGUCGUCCCCUUACAGCACUCUGUGCAGCGGUGCCCUCCGAGAGACACGCAUGUGCAACAAUACAGCUUCCUGUCCGGGCGAACCCGGGAUAAUAUCCUCAGUGCAUGGACUGUGGCACGAGUGGUCCUCGUGGAGCCUGUGCUCUGUGACAUGUGGGCGGGGCUCCAGGACUCGAAGCAGGAAGUGUGUGAACGAAGGUGGGGCCGUGCCUUGCGGAUGGCCCGAGACUCAGACCAAACUCUGCAACAUUGCAGUGUGUCCUGUGGAGGGAAAAUGGUUGGAGUGGGGCCCGUGGUCAAGAUGCAGCGUCUCCUGUAACACGGGCACCCAGCAAAGGCAGAGACGUUGCAGCGUGUCCGUGCACGGCUGGGCCGAAUGUAAAGGCCCCCAUCAAGAAAGCAGAGAUUGCACCAACCCGUCAUGCACUGGUGGGGGUAACUGGGGCAACUGGAACCAUUGGAGCCUCUGCAGCAAGACAUGUGACUCUGGAUGGCAGCGGCGAUCCAGGAUGUGCGAGGGUAACGGGGAGCAAGGCUACCCGUGUCAAGGCUCGGCGGAGGAGGUUCGCUCGUGCAACGAACAGAAAUGCCCCGCUCCUCAUGAGAUUUGUAAAGACGAGAACCUCCUCAUGAUGUCGUGGAGGAGAGCCUCAGCUGGAGAGAUUGUUUAUAACAAGUGUCCAACAAACGCUACUGGAUCUGCUAGUCGUCGUUGCAUGCUGGACAAUAAUGGAGUUGCUUUCUGGGGUCCUCCGAGCUUCGCCAGAUGCAUCUCAGUUGAUUAUGGAUAUUUACAUAUAUCUUUACGAGAGCAUCUCGCGAAGGGUCAGAGGACCCUGGCUGGUGAGGGCAUGUCUCAGAUCGUAAGAAGUCUCCUGGAGCUCUUGCGGAGGAGGAGCUACUACAGUGGCGACCUUCUCUUUUCCACGGAGAUCUUGCGAAAUGUGACGGACACCUUCAAAAGAGCAACCUACAUCCCAGCUCCUGACGACGUGCAGAAAUUCUUCCAGAUAAUCAGCCAUAUGUUGGACAUGGAAAAUUUAGACAAGUGGGAUGACGUACACCAGGUCGCCCCUGGUGCCGCGUUGUUAAUGAGAAUUAUAGAAGAUUUCAUUCAUCUCAUCGGUGAAGCCCAGAAGCCUUUUCAAAGUUUUUUGGUGGUUACAAACAACCUUAUGAUAACAAUCCAGAGAGAGCCCGUGUCAGCGGUUUCCAGUGAUAUUAACUUCCCCAUGAAGGGCCGGAGGGGGAUGAAGGACUGGGCCAGAACAGCGGAGGACAAGCUCUUCAUCCCCAAGGAAGUCUUUACUGUAUCAAAUGAAGAGGCGGAGACGGAUUCGGAGACAACGAUGUAUUAUGUCAUCGGCGCCAUCUUGUACAGGACUUUGGGCAAUAUUUUACCGGCACCAAACCAACCCGCGGUGAUCAAUUCCAAGAUCCUGACGGUGACAGUGCGACCAGAGUUGCACCCAAGUGAUCCUGUGGUGGUGGUGGAGCUCGCUACACUUUUCAACGGUACAUCCGAUUCUCAGUGUGUGGUGUGGGACUACGGCAACCCGGAAGCUGGCGCUGAAAACUGGGGCACCGAAGGCUGCCAAACGCUCACAUCAACCACUGUCCAAACCAAAUGCCUGUGCAGCAGGAUCUCCACCUACGCUGUGUUAGCGCAGCAAGCUAAAGAGCCGGAAAUGGGUCCCACCAGCAUGCCCUCGGUGCCCCUCAUGGUGGGCUGUGGGGUCUCCUGCUCUGCUCUGCUCAUCCUGCUUCUUAUCUACGCUGCCUUCUGGAGGUAUAUACGCUCGGAGAGGUCCAUUAUCCUGGUGAAUUUUUGCCUUUCCAUACUGGCCUCCAAUUUAUUGAUUCUGGUGGGACAAUCACAAACACUUAGCAAGGGCCUAUGUACCGUGACUGCUGCCUUUCUCCAUUUCUUCUUCUUGGCCUCGUUCUGCUGGGUGCUGACGGAAGCUUGGCAGUCCUACCUGGCGGUCAUCGGCAAAAUGAGGUCGCGACUCAUUCGCAAGCGCUUUCUGUGCCUCGGCUGGGGUCUUCCAGCCUUAGUUGUAGCUGUGUCGGUCGGGUUCACUAGAGCGAGAGGUUACGGCACCGCCAGCUAUUGCUGGUUGUCCCUUGAGGGAGGUUUGCUUUACGCCUUUGUUGGACCUGCUGCUGUCAUAGUAUUGGUGAAUAUGCUCAUUGGAAUCGUGGUGUUUAACAAGCUCAUGUCUCGAGACGGCAUCUCCGACAAGUCAAAAAAGCAGCGAGCUGGUGUCCCGGUGGAGGCGCAUAGCCGGCUUCUCCUGAAAUGCUCCAAGUGCGGCGUGAUCUCGAGCACGGCUCUCUCCAGCUCGACUGCCAGCAGCGCCAUGGCGUCUCUGUGGAGCUCCUGUGUGGUUCUUCCUCUGCUGGCCCUCACUUGGAUGUCAGCUGUGUUAGCGAUCACAGAUCGCCGCUCGACGCUUUUCCAGGUCCUCUUUGCCGUUUUCGACUCGGUUCAAGGUUUCGUAAUCAUCACCGUGCACUGCGCCAUGCGGAGAGAGGUGCAAGACGCCAUGCGCUGUCGGAUGGGAGGAUGCAAAGACGACAGCGAGAACUCGCCAGACUCAUGCAAGAAUGGACAGGUGCAGAUCAUGACCGAUUUUGAGAAGGACGUGGACUUGGCAUGCCAAACAGAGAGAGGACACCCAUUCAUUUUCAAGGAGGUGAACACCUGCAACCCCGCUACCAUCACCGGCACCUUGUCCCGGAUUUCCCUGGAUGACGACGAUGACCCCAAACUAGCCGCCCAUCAGGACGGGGGAGUCGGGGUCAACUUCAGUUCCCUGCCUGGGAACAUCCCUCCUCCCAACCUUAUUGUGCAGGUUCCGCCACUUGGAGGGCUCAAUGAACUGAGCGAGACGUCAUUGAAGAAGGAGAUGAAUGUCGAUCAGCAGAGACAACAGGCGCCACAGCGUUGCGGCGCUCCCAUCUAUUUGUGCACCGAAAGUGGCCUCGGCUGGGCGAGACCGCCCGGGUCCUCCAACACCUCCCAGGACGGGAGUGCCGGGAGCGGGGGGAGCGGUGGUGGAGGAGGUAGCGGAGGAGAGGGGGACUACAUGGUCUUACCUCGACGAACUGUCAGCAUCAAACCCCCGACGCCGUCCUCCCAAGGCCUGGGACUGGGAGGUGAAGACAAGCCUCUCAACAUCACUGUGGAGGACCCCCCUUUCCCUCCUCCCCCCUCCCCCUUGACCCUCCACCCUGCAGAGAGCGAGGCCUACCCGGCUGAUUUUGUGCCGUCCAACGUGGGCGACAUGAACAUCAACAUGAACCUGAACCGCUCCUACGGGACAAUCAAAACCCUGCCCCACGAACACAGCCACGUGAUGGCUCCGGGCGGUCUCGUACGCCCCCAUGGGGGCCACAUGCACCCUCAUGGCCAUUCCCUCCAGCUGAAGCCGGGCCAGAGGCCAUCAGUCAGACAAAUUCUGACAGGGGGAACGGCGGUGGAGAGAACCAGAACCCUGCCACGCAACUUGGGUAGCAACAAUGCCAAUGCUAGCCUCUCAGCAGGAUCCCUAGAGAGGAAAAGAGUACGAUACUCUGAGCUGGACUUUGAGAAAGUGAUGCACACUCGCAAAAGACAUUCUGAACUGUACCAUGAGCUCAACCACUCCUCCAAGUUCCACACCAUAGACAGGUAUAGCAGGGACCCAGCCAUGUCCACAUUCAAGGUUCCCCCACCCCCACCGCCAAGGCACAACACAGAACCGUCGCUCGUGCGCAGAGCUUCUUUGGUUUACAAAGAAAGUCAACGUAAGGAACUUAGGUUCCCGUGUGAUCCCAAUUGCAGUUUUGUGUCUCAUUAUCAAGUGCUCUAGAUGUAUAGCCUAUAGUUUGCCUUCCCAGUAGUGUCUUGUGUGAUAAACGUCUCGCAGCGUGGCCAUUACCUGUCAAAUAUAAAUAAAUAGGAUAUUUUUGUUGUUCAUCUAGCCCUUUGUUUUGUGCUUUUAUUGCUGUGGUAUCAUUACGUGUGGCGUGUCCAACCAUGAAGCCAUUGCAUCUCUUCCCAAGCCUGAAUUAGAGCCUCCUAACCAUUACAAGUUAGGAAUAAAUCCUAAAGACAAUCAGCCAUCCAGAUGUAUAAUCACCUCGUAAAGAAUUCCAUUCUCGCCGUAAACUCUACCAUUGGCACCAACGAGGGUAAAAUACUCUAGGUGCUGAUGAGCUUUUCUGAAAUACAUAUGGCAAAGUUUAUGGGAUUAAGAAGGCUUGAUCCAUUUUCUCUCUGGGGUAAGGUUUGAUCCAUGUGCUGACUUUAUUGAAAAGAUUGAGUGGAUACCAGAAAAUAUCCAACAGAGAAAGAUCGAGAUGUGGACACAUUUUUUCUACCUCCCCAUUCUAAUCCAAUUUUCCAACUAAGUGCACUAAGCUUAAAGUAAACUGGGCGAUAAUAAAAACCACCACAGAUCUUCAGUCUCUCUAUUUCUGCUUGUCUUCCUCUAUCCCGCCCUUACAACUCUUCACACACUCACACAGACAACCGUUUCUUUUUUUGAAGCCUGGUUGGUAAUGCUAAUAAUAUUUACCAAAUUGAUCGCUAUGGGCUGUGAGAUAAUGACUCGUCGUUACACUCAAUUAGCGCAACUGUAAAGAACCUGUAAGACGGCAGCCGCCACUUCCUCACAAAGCUCCGCAUUAACUUCAAUGAUGAAAAUCAAUCACGGGCUUUUCUGUUAAGCUCUUGAGUAAACCAAUAUUCAUACUGAUUUUGUACACAUAGUACAUAUAUAUGUAUACAUAUACACUUGCACGUAAAUACAU
Syngnathus acus (greater pipefish) is the source of this 6613-nucleotide messenger RNA. RefSeq names its product adhesion G protein-coupled receptor B2 (gene adgrb2). Bases 763 to 5670 code for a protein of 1635 amino acids. Gene Ontology annotation, molecular function: G protein-coupled receptor activity. The transcript is spliced from 34 exons. Gene Ontology annotation, biological process: peripheral nervous system development; cell surface receptor signaling pathway; negative regulation of angiogenesis. Gene Ontology annotation, cellular component: plasma membrane. The record is from RefSeq and is a predicted model, not a curated record. NCBI's taxonomy places the organism in Eukaryota, Metazoa, Chordata, Actinopteri, Syngnathiformes, Syngnathidae.